AGAGCCCCGCCGGCCCUAACAUGGCGGACAGACCCCAGCCAGCCCCCUCCCGCCCUUCUCGCGAUGCUAUUGGUCGUCCUCCCUGUCGCUCAGCCAUCCUUCCGCGCUGAUUGGUCGGGAGGCGGGGCCGCGCGCUGUAGAAGCACAACAAUAACACAACCCGGGGAAGCCGGAAGCGGGAGGACGGGCGGCGAGCCAGCAGCCGCGCACUUCCGGUGCUCCCACAAUGCAGUGCGUCGCAUGGUCGCAGCGCCCGCGGAGCAACUAGAGGUCACGAGGUAUUUCGGUCUGCAAAGCAUGGACCUGGCCGUGGUUGCCGUUGGAGAGGUGCAGAACGUGCUCUCGGCUAUGCGGAAGAACUUGGAGUGCCCCAUUUGCUUGGAUGUAGUGAAAGAGCCCGUUUCAACAAAAUGUGAUCACAUAUUCUGCAGGUUUUGUAUGUAUAAACUCCUCAGCAAAAAGAAAAAUGGAGUGGUACAGUGUCCUCUGUGUAAGGCUGAAGUUACUAAGAGAAGUCUUAAGGAAAAUUCCAGAUUUAAGCAGCUGAUUGAAGGGCUGUUGGAAGCUAUCCACGCAUUUGAGCUUGACACUGGAGUAAAAUUUUUAAACAGCCAUCACCUUCCUAAAUCAUCCACAGAAGCCACUACUGCAAAGCUUCCAUGUAAUGAAAGUUCUGUCAUCCAGAGUAAGGGUUUCAGAAACAGGAAAAGAAGUGCUAAAGAAAAUGAACAAGAAAACUGCAGCUUGCAGGGAGCUAACGUGGAUGCACAGCGUACAGACACCAGUGUGAAAAGGCGUUCCCUAAGAAAUCGAAACCAGAAAUGUGACUUUGAGAAAGGAGUACUUAUAGAGCUUGGCACUGAUUCAUCUGAAGAGCUUUGCAAACAGGCAGGCAACACUGGGUUAGGAAACAAAGAAGUGGUUCAGAUUUCAUCUCAAGAAAAGCAAGAAGAACCUAAGAGUCCUGAGAAGGGGAAUGAAUAUUCUUGCAAUACACGACCUACUGAGCUGAGAGCUAAAGAAAUAAUUCUGCCAAAUGCCAUAGGUGAAAGUGAUUUCUCAAAGGAAGCCUUGAGCAAGAAAAGCACGCAGAACGUCACUGAACAUGCCAAUCCUGAUGAAGUGAACGAGAUGGAAUGCCAGAGUUCUCCUUUAAACAUUCUUGCCACAGACCUGCUCACAGAGAGGUGUGACAGAAUAGAUAAUGCCAGUCCCUUAAAGAAUGGGGACACGUCUUUUCCUAAGAAUGCAGAAGAAAUGGAUGCAGAGCAAACUCAGUGCAGUAAUAAAAGCCAAGAGUUUGACUUAGAAGAUAGCUCAGAGAACAGACCGGAUAAAAGCAAGGAAAUAGAUGAUGAUGUGCAAAAUGUGGAAGAUGUGGAAAUGUGUGAAUCUCAGAAUGAUUCUGAAAAAGAAUCUCCUCUGGAGAAGCUCCUUCAGCCAGAGACACCACACUGUCCUACGCUGCAUCAAGUCUCUAGGAAGAGGUUGAAAAGAAGCAUUCAGAAAGUCAACGAAUGGUUUUCAAAAAGCAAUGAGAUUCUAUCUUCCAAUUCAUCCCAUGAUGAUCCUGCUGAGGCAAGUGAUGUUUCAGGUGAAGGAGAUGCUUUAUCAGAUAAAGAUUCCUGUAUUUCAGAGAAGACUAGCCCUGUGUUAGGUUUCAUGGAAACGACAGUGUCUGAAGGAAACAAGAGAUGGUCCAAACAAAAAACAGACAGCAUCAAAGACAAAAUAUUUGGUAAAACAUACAAGAGAGAGAGGAAGUCAAAUCCCCCUAUUAUCUUGAGAGAGAUACCUACUACAAAAAAGGAAGAUGUGCCUGCUGUUCAGGAGUGCUUAAAUAAUUCCAGAAAAGACAGCCUAAAACGAAAAAGGAAGGCUGUCCGUCACCUGCAGCCUGAGGACUUCAUCAAGAAAAAAGAUCUAGAGGAGGCAGGUGGAUGCCCUCAAAGUGUUAACUCAUGCCUUGGAGAUGCUGAAAAGAAAAAAUGUGAUGAAAGUUCUGCUGUUAAGGAGGAUCCCCUGCAUGAGAAAACAAAGGGUAGUAUGCUAGCAGAAUUUGAGGAGGGAGAAUCCAUGUUGAAAAAUGCCACUGAAAAGGUAACGUGUGAGCACUUUGAAGGAGAGCUAGAACUGAAUAACUCUGAUCAGAAGAGCACUAAAAAUACAAGUUCUGCAGCAAAAAGAUGCAGACGUUCAACUAGAACUAUGUGCACUUUACAGUUAGUAGUGGAUAAAAACUCUGGUUCCCCUGAUCCAGCUGAGACACUGAUUGAGAGCUACCCAAGCAGCGAAGAACCAAGGAAUGUUGAUUCUGAGCAACGGCAAGUCAGGCGCAGCAGGAGGCUCCAGUUACUUUCUGAAGAAAUGACAAAAGAGACAGCAAAAAGGGUAGUAAUUAAGGAAGCAAGCAAAUGUGACAGUGACCAGGAAGGGUCUGUCUUUGGAGUUGAAAAGACUGUGUUAGUUCAUGAUUCUGAAUGCAAAGACCUGUGUGAGCAGCAGGAUGUAUUGAGUUGCAAGCCACUCACCAAUCUAGAGAGUGCUGAUCUGGAAGCAAAUGCAAUACAGAUUAGUCCAAAAAAUUCAUCUGAGACUGCAGAAACUGGAAAAAGUCUAUUAAAUCCUGCACCUUCGCAGCAGCAUUCAAGUUUGAAUUCCUCUUCACCCAAAGCAGGUUCACAAGAAGGUGAGAUGCUGGGUAACCCUUUCCUCCUCCAGUCUCCUUCAAAGACUGUUGUGCAAACUGCUUCCCACCUGCCUGAAGGGAAGAGGGCUGAAUCAUGCAUUACUUUACCCGAGGACAAAGAGCACUGUACACAAAAUGGUCCAGAGGGCCUCAGGACUGAAAAGUCACCGAUGGCGAAAAAUGUUUCAGAACUGACCAAGGAAUCUGAAGACAGCGAGCUAGACACGCAGUAUCUGCGCAAUAUAUUCAGGAAUUCAAAGCGCCUAUCGUUCAGCCUUUAUCCUACUCCCAGGAAAGCACGUGAAGUAGAUGAUGUUGCAUCUGAGAAGCUAAAAAUUUCAUGUGCUGAUCAGGUAGGAAAAAGGCAUGGUAAAUAUUUAAAUACAGAAAACUUGCAGGAAGAGAAAACUGCCGAGAACUUGAGUAAUCUUUGUGAGAAAGAGAAGAUGAACUCUGAAUCUGCUUGUGCUAGUCCGGUGUCGUGCGCUGUCAGCAAUGCUGAAUGUGUGCUCUCUGCGGACUGUCAAGAUGUUUCACAGGUUGCUCAUCAAGGGAAUUUGAUGACACCGGUAAGAAUGGGUGCUGCUCGUAGUGAAGGUGAAAACAGACCACAAAAGGGAGAGCAGGGAAGUGAAAAGACAGCGUCAACUGAUGUAGGGGCAGAAAGAGCGUUGAGACAAAAUCCAAUUAAAUGCAGUAGAAGUCAAAGUGAUCAGAGUAACACAGAAGAGCACGUUUUCCAGAGGACAGAUCUUAACACAGUCAGUGAAACGUGUUUCAGUUCAGAAAGCAAUCAAGUAGAAAAGGCCGACUUUGUUGACAGCGAAGGACCGGUGCUAUGUUUUCAUCCCGGAUCAAUGGCUUGUCCUACAGCUUGUCAGCAAAGGUCUGCAGAAUUGAACUGCAAAGACACUGAAAAAAGAAGUAGCAAAAGAAGACGAGUAAAGGGGGAUGAAGAGCAAGCGACACAAACUGCCAGCCGAGGGGUGCCGGAGUGCUUAGUUGCAGAGACUCUAGAAGAACCUUUCAAAGGUAGCGGUGAUUGUACAGAUACGUCUGAAACCCCUGAUGGUUUAAUGUGCUCCGAUGAUGAUAGUGAAGAGAAUGUCAGCUUUUGUGAAGCUCAGAGGAAAGACAAUUCUGCUGUGUUUGUAAAAAGUGACUUGGUGAAAGAACGAAACAACGGAGGUGUUAGUCCCAAACCAGGGUCUAAAGGGGUUCAGAGGUCUCGGAGAAGGGCACAGAAACUGCAGUCUUCAUCUGAAGAAUCUAGUGAGGAUGAAGACUUGCCGUGUUUUCAGGCAUUAAUAUUUGGCAAGUCAGUAAGCACACCUUUGCAGACCAAUAAACAGGCGACGUCUGCCGUGGGGUCUUCAGGAGAUCCCAACGCGUUGCCUCAGGGUUGUGAGGACAACAACGUGCAGAAAACACCUGAUGCUGCCCUAAGCAAUGGCUGUGCUUCACCAAGCCAGGAGUCAGAAUGCUCUGUGAACUUAUUUUCUUCCCAGUCCAAUGUGUCUGAAGAGUCAGCUGAUGGAGCACAGGAGCCAAAGAAACCUUUAUUACAAGCUCACGCGUCCAAACAACCGAGCAACGUGAGCGAGAGCAAAGAAACCCUUCAGAGUUGCACUGGCGGGCGGAAGAGAAGAAAAACGAACUCCAAAGAUGAAUGCCAAGAAGACCCAAACCAGGGGACAAACCUAGGUGAAGCAUCUGGAUAUGACAGUGAAACAAGUCACGUAGAGGAUUCAUGUGGACCAUUCUCUCAGGGUGAAAUCCUUUCUACACAGCAGAAGAAUGCUAUGCAGAACAACCUGAAAAAACUACAACAAGAAAUGGCUGCGCUUGAAGCAGUGCUACAGCAGCAUGAGAGUCAGGACUCCGAGCUCUUACCUGUGUGUAUGGAGCUGCCGUGUCCCAGGAGUGAAGGAACACUUGCAGUGGAACAAAUGAGGCAAAGAGGAGCAGAGUCAACCUCGGAAGGAAAUCACAAAUGCAGCACUUCAAAGGGAUUUUCAGGCGAUGAUGUCCAUGUUAUACCAAGUGAUUCUUCUAACAGUAAAGUAAAUGAGAUUGAAAGGUCUCCUGAACUGCUGUAUCCCUCUCUGAAAUCCUCUUGGUCAAAGAGACCGGAUUUGGAGGAAGACCUUCAGCACGAUAGUGUCGUGGAGAACAAAGCUCCUCAAGAGACAAAACCUGUGCAGGAAGCAGUGCAAGAAUAUAGUCAGAGUGAAGAAGAAAAUGCAGAUGAGGAGUCUGGGACUAAAUUAAACAAGGCAUCUGUCUUAAAUGAUCUCUGUGGAAAUGUGACCAGGAAUCCAAAUGCCUCUUCCUCCUUUGUAAAGCCUCCUCACCUUCAAACUGCAGAAGCAACAAAUAGUUCUGCUGUAGCUCAGAAUGAUAAUAAAAGCCAUUCCCAAGGAUGUAAAUUGAAGAGAAGUGUGUGUUUUCCUACAUCAGUUCUGCACAGUGCAGCUGGGAAAGAAAAUGCUACAAGUCCAGUUGUGGCUACCAGGAAAAAAAUGUCAAUUGUGGCAUCAGGUCUUAAUCAAAGCGAACACAUGGUGGUCCAGAAGUUUGCCAGAAAAACUCAAAGCACUUUCUCUAAUCACAUUUCUGAUGGAACAACACACGUCAUAAUGAAAACAGAUAAGGAGCUGGUGUGUGAACGGACACUGAAGUACUUUCUGGGUAUUGCAGGAAGAAAAUGGGUAGUUAGUUAUCAGUGGGUAAUUCAGUCUUUUAAAGAAGGAACGAUACUGGAUGAGGAGAACUUUGAAGUUAGAGGAGAUGUAAUCAAUGGGAGAGACCACCAAGGUCCUAAGAGAGCGAGACAGUCUCUGACGGAAAAGAUCUUCAAAGACUUUGAGAUCUGCUGCUAUGGUCCUUUCACUGAUAUGACUACAGGGCAUCUUGAAUGGAUGGUGGAGCUUUGUGGUGCCUCUGUAGUGAAGCAACUUCAUCUGUUCACCCACAAAAAGAAUUCCACUGCUGUUGUGGUUGUGCAGCCAGAUGCUUGGAUGGAAGGCACAAGCUCUCACGCAAUCCAGCAAAAGAACAAUGUUGCCGUGGUGACUCGAGAGUGGGUGCUAGACAGCGUUGCUUGCUACAAGUGCCAGGAGCUUGAUGCUUACCUUGUGUCCUAAAGGUGUCUGCACUUCUCUUCCCGUUGCUUUAAUUCUCGUCAGUACUGAUACUUUAGUAAUUGUUUUAAGGGCUAUGGAUUUGUGUAAGUAACUUAUGCAGAGAAUUUGUGCGAAUUGUUGUUUUCUUUUCAGGGUAAAAUAACUAUAUUUUUAUUAACAAUCAAAAUACUGUAUAAAGAUGGAGUUGCCUGCUGUUCUGUAAAGAUUAACAUUUCUAGUUUGAAAAUAGUCCCUUAAAACUCAUGUAAAACAAGCUGAAGUUAAAACCUAACUAGAAUUUAGAACAUGGCUUCCUUGGAGAAAUGAUGAUGCAUUAUUUACCAUCCCAGCCAGUGCCUGCCUGUAUGUUUAAGGUCUUUUUCAAGGAAUACUUGUUUACAACAGUAAUACUGGGCUCGGGGCUUGAAUUAAAAUGUACUUGCACUGCUGAGUAACUUCCAUAUUUGUAUUUUGCAUAAAUACAUACCCCAAAUAAGGAUGUAUGUAUAUCAAUACAAAGAAAUACUAUUUUGUGAUUAUUUGUGUAUCAACAUGGUUACUCUUAGGCUGUGGACUACAUCUGUUCUGAAGACUUUACGAGCAGCAGUGCUGUUGUUAGGCCACCUGUAUGCAACACAUCCAGCUCUGUGACUAUCCAAGUGUCCUGCACAGCUUGGAGGUGGUUUUCCUGGUUAGUACAAGCACAUUCCCUGAAAAGCCAGCACUUGAUUGCCAAUGUAAACCAAUCCUUAAAACAGCAAGCCUAUGUUUUCACUUUUAUUUCUGAGAAGUGUGUGUGGCACCUAUGAAGAAAUAAUAGAUGCACUUUAGUAUCCCAGUGACCUACAAUAAGCCCUGUAAGAAUCUGCUUCAAAUAGUCCCUGCCUGCAGAAUGAGACUGCAAAGAAAACACGUUGCUUUUUAUGGAAGAAAAUAUAUUGCUUCUUUCUGUUGCCAAGCAAUGCAACUUCAUAAAUAAUUUUGUACUUUCAGGGCAGAAAAUGAACCUGUUUUCAUAAAGUUGUUGUUUAAAAAAAAAGUAAUAAAUUGUAGCGAUGUUCAGAGAAUUGUUUGGAUGCUGCUAGAUUGUCUUGGAAACGUCUGAAAUAUAUUUAUAAAUACUGCGAUGCUUAAAGUAAAACUGAUUCUGGCAAGUA
Molecule: messenger RNA, 6971 nt
Organism: Oxyura jamaicensis (ruddy duck)
Lineage: Eukaryota; Metazoa; Chordata; Aves; Anseriformes; Anatidae
Gene: BRCA1
Product: BRCA1 DNA repair associated
Exons: 23
Coding region: 64-5835 (1923 amino acids)
Biological process (GO): chordate embryonic development; double-strand break repair via homologous recombination; dosage compensation by inactivation of X chromosome
Cellular component (GO): BRCA1-A complex; BRCA1-BARD1 complex; plasma membrane
Molecular function (GO): zinc ion binding; ubiquitin-protein transferase activity; DNA binding
Source: RefSeq, a predicted model, not a curated record